Molecule: messenger RNA, 1370 nt
Organism: Ostreococcus tauri
Lineage: Eukaryota; Viridiplantae; Chlorophyta; Mamiellophyceae; Mamiellales; Bathycoccaceae
Product: Major facilitator superfamily domain, general substrate transporter
Exons: 1
Biological process (GO): transmembrane transport
Molecular function (GO): transmembrane transporter activity
Source: RefSeq, a predicted model, not a curated record
GAGACGUCACGACGCUCUGGCGCGGGUGCCCGAGUCGGUAUCGCAUUCUCUUCGUCACCGUUUUCGCGUUCGUCGUGUGCAACAUGGAUAAGGUAAAUAUUUCGGUGGCGAUCAUUCCCAUGGCGAGGGAUUUCGGGUGGACGAGCACGCAGGCGGGGUUUAUUCAGAGCGCGUUUUUUUACGGUUUUGCCGUGUCGCAGCUUCCUGGCGGAUUCCUGUCAACAAAGUUGGGCGGGACCAAGGUGUUGCCGUUUGGGAUGUUGAUCCUAUCCUUGGCGACGCUGGUGAUUCCAGUUUUCGGCGUGGACGAGAAGAGCAUUUUCCUCGCUCGCGUGCUCGUCGGGCUCGGCGAGGGCGUCGCGCCGAGCGCGGCGACGGACAUCAUCGCGAGGAGCGUCAGUGUGAGCGAACGUUCGCGCGCGGUCGGGUUCGUCUUUAGCGGGUUCAACUUAGGUUCGGUUUUAGGAUUGGGCGUGGCGCCUAUACUAAUAGAUUUGACAAACUGGAGGACCGUGUUCGCCAUCUUCGGAUCUUGCGGUCUAGUCUGGAGCGCGUGGGCGAUGAGGGUGUACGGAGACGGCGGGAUGGUGGAUGAGAGCAAGAAUUACGAUCCGGUGGAGGGUUUGCAAGGCAGGCGCGUGUUUACGAUAGAUAAGAAGGCGAUGGAACGAGGCGAGGCGAUUCCGGAAGAUCCUCCGAUUCCCUGGGGUGAGUUCAUCUCCAAUCCCUCGGUUCGAGCGCUCAUGUAUGUGCACUAUUGCCAAAAUUGGGGGUUCUACGUUCUCCUCGCUUGGUUACCCACGUACUUCACCGAUGAGUUGGGGGUAACGCUGACGAACGCAUCUCUUCUGACGCUGCUCCCGCCGCUGGCUAACGUCGCCAUGGCUUCGGUCUCUGGCCCGACGGCUGAUAAGCUCAUCAGGACCGGUAUGGACAUCACGCGCGUGCGCAAGACGAUGCAAGCCGUCGCAUUCCUCGGACCAGCGACGGCCAUGUCGACCGCGGCCGUGCUCGAUCAGCCCGUCGCAACCGUGGGUUUACUCACGCUCGGGAUCGCGCUCGGCGCGUUCUCGUACGCCGGCUUGUACUCAAACCAUCAGGAUUUAUCUCCAAAGUACGCGAGUAUUUUAUUGGGCAUGACGAACACGUGUGGUGCCUUACCAGGGGUGAUCGGCGUCCCGCUCACUGGUUACCUGAUCAGAGAGACUGGCAACUGGGAGCUCAGCAUGUUUCUUCCCGCCAUUUUCUUCUACAUCACCGGCACGGCUGUAUUUGCAAAGUACGGUUCCGGCGAACGCCAGGCAUUUUCGGGUCAGCCGAUGCCGCUGCCAGGCGAGUCGCCCGAGCCUAGCGACAGUGGUGGGCACUGA